GAAAAGCCCUAUGAGUGUAGUGAUUGUGGGAAAAUGUUCAGUCAACAUUCUACACUCAUUGAGCACCAGACAGUUCACACAGGAGAAAAGCCCUAUGAGUGUAGUAAUUGUGGGAAGUUCUUCAGUCAUAGAUCUACCCUCAUUAAACACCACAGGGUUCACCCUGGAGAAAAACCCUAUAAGUGUAGUAACUGUGGGAAGUUAUUCCGUCAUAGAUCUACCCUCACUACACACCGCAGAAUCCACACUCGAGAAAAUCCCUAG
Messenger RNA from Myotis brandtii (Brandt's bat), 264 nucleotides. Its product is annotated as zinc finger protein 883-like. Gene Ontology annotation, biological process: regulation of transcription by RNA polymerase II. Lineage: Eukaryota; Metazoa; Chordata; Mammalia; Chiroptera; Vespertilionidae. The record is from RefSeq and is a predicted model, not a curated record. The annotation marks the transcript as partial. Gene Ontology annotation, molecular function: DNA-binding transcription factor activity, RNA polymerase II-specific; RNA polymerase II cis-regulatory region sequence-specific DNA binding. The transcript has a single exon.